AUGGAUCCGUAUGCUGAGGAGCUGGAGGCUUCCUUAACCCUCCCCGAGACCGUACAUGCGAAUCAGUCUGCCUCAUGGGAUAGUGGUGGCAUCUACCCAGGCCGGUCAACAGAUCCCCAGACUCAUGGCCUCGAAGCCCUCUCCGCCGCGGCUACGACAGACAAAUAUGCCGUGCAACAACACCAGCCUGUACCUGCAAUGGUGACAACAGCGCCAGUAUCGGUUCCCUUGGCCAUUCACACGCCCUUCCCUCAAGCGGAAACUGAACAUACGCUGGGGUCUGUGCCAUCUCCAAACCAAAUCCGGCCAUCUAUGGCACCGCCCGCUUCCCCGUCCCUAUCGAUCGCAUCGAACAACAAUAUAAAUUUUCUCCUUAAUCCGUCUACAUCGGUGUCGCCUCCUAUAGACCCGAAUCUUCACUCACAACAUGGCAGAGGGUCUCCGUUUCGCACUAGGACUAUCAUUCCGCAGACGAGGCCUGAAACUGACCAUGAGGUUGCCUUCUUGCUCCGACACUUUUCUGAAUCUCCUGGACAGUGGAUGGAUCUCUUUGAUCUAGGCUCAUAUUUCGCUUCCUACGUGCCUGUCAAAGCUGUUACUAACCCUCUUCUUAAGUACGCUGCCUGUGCAUACGCUGCAAAACAACUUGGCCGGGUGAAGGGAGCGAAGGGCAAUGUUGGUGGCGUUUGUAGCCGAUUGGCAAGCAUGGAAGUAUGGCCAGAGGCCGAUAGAGUGGAUUGGUAUUUCCACGGAGCUAAAUAUUACGACAAGGCCAUUCAACUUCUCAUGGAAGCUCUCCAGCAUGAUGGUCAAACCUCGCCUACCAGCAUGGUAGAAGGGUUAGAACAAUGGCAGGCCACAGAACUAUGCAACGAUGCAGGCCAUCCUGUUAAAAGACGACGAACGUUUUCGAAUAAUCGAUUGUCUAGUGCGAAUUCCGAUGAGGUGCUAGCUGCAACUGCCAUUUUAUCCGUAUAUGAGUUCCUUGAUGCGACAGGCCAAGCGUGGGAUCGCCAUUUGAGUGGAGUGAAGUCAUUAUUAGAUAUUGCAGAUAUGAUGCCGUUUGAACGAGGUGUUUCUCCCGGUGGAACCCCAUUGCCUCCCCUGCGGAAACCGGGCUUCUCGAAAGCAAGGCGUGCAAUAUUCUGGAAUUUUGCCAGACAAGAUUAUUUAUCAGCUUUUAUCAACCGGUGCAAGUGCCGAUUGGACACGGAUGACCUCCUGCUGUGGACAGAAGCAGGCCUCCAUUUGGAAGAUAUGGGAUUCGUCCAACCAAGCAAUACGUCCGGUACAGGCUAUCCAGAGGGAGAUGAUGUGAUGGUGGAAGACAUGAUUUCCAACGCCAUGGUCUGGUUGUCGUCAAAAAUAGUGAACUACCUAGCCGCGGACGAUACUACGGCCCGUCGCACAGAGCACCCCUCGAUGGCUCAGUGGCAACGACUGCAAACCGAAGUGGAUGUAUGGUACGAUGGCCUCCCGGACACAUUCAAGCCGUGCGCACGAGUCGAAUAUCCUUUGCAGUCGCUGAAAACGAAUGACGAAUUGUACCCAUUUCAAGAAAUUUGGUAUAGUAUUGCCAUGUGUGCGUCGGCAAUGCAGCACUACCACAUGGCCCGAAUACUUUUACUGGUCAACAAACCGCCCCAAGCGUCCUCGCUGAAUGGUGCGGUCUCAAGUCGAGAAAUCCAACAUCAGUCCAUAGAUUCGGAGAUACGAUACCACUGUCAUGAGAUCUGUGGGAUAUCUCUGUCCAGGCCGGAUGCUUCAGUGCGGAUAAAUUCUGUUCAGCCACUAUUCCUGAGCGGCCAAUACCUGAGCGAUGACCGGGAACGGAUGAUUGUUUUACAAUUGCUCAGGGGGAUUGAAAAUGACCUGGGCUGGGCAACUGAAUACCGCGUGGAACAAUUGUUGGAGCAAUGGGGCUGGGGUCAUAAUAUCGUGACAUGA
Molecule: messenger RNA, 1947 nt
Organism: Uncinocarpus reesii 1704
Lineage: Eukaryota; Fungi; Ascomycota; Eurotiomycetes; Onygenales; Onygenaceae
Exons: 3
Coding region: 1-1947 (648 amino acids)
Biological process (GO): positive regulation of transcription by RNA polymerase II
Cellular component (GO): nucleus
Molecular function (GO): transcription cis-regulatory region binding; DNA-binding transcription factor activity
Source: RefSeq, a predicted model, not a curated record